Penaeus chinensis is the source of this 2789-nucleotide messenger RNA. Its product is annotated as protein O-linked-mannose beta-1,2-N-acetylglucosaminyltransferase 1-like. NCBI's taxonomy places the organism in Eukaryota, Metazoa, Arthropoda, Malacostraca, Decapoda, Penaeidae. Gene Ontology annotation, biological process: protein O-linked glycosylation via N-acetylgalactosamine. The transcript has 4 exons. Bases 602 to 2563 code for a protein of 653 amino acids. Gene Ontology annotation, cellular component: Golgi membrane. The record is from RefSeq and is a predicted model, not a curated record. Gene Ontology annotation, molecular function: beta-1,3-galactosyl-O-glycosyl-glycoprotein beta-1,3-N-acetylglucosaminyltransferase activity.
UGUAACCCUAUAUCAAUAUAUACUAUAAUAAUAUCUAUUUAUCUAUCUAUUUAUCUAUAUAUCUAUCUAUCUAUGUAUAUAUUAUAUGUAUGUAUAACGAAAGCUUAAUAAAUAGGAAGGUGUUAGUAGGUUAGGUAUCGAAAAACAAAUUUCGUCGUAGCUGGUCGCUCGUCGCAUCCUUGAGCGUCGAACCUCCAGGAUUAAGGUACAAGGAAGACAUGCAUUUUAUUCCCGGGGACGUGGCAACGGCGCUGGAAGCAGAACAAUUCUGACUUGUGAUAAAACUAUGAAGCAGAAUAAUGCGCUCUAAAGACCCUACAUGUGAAGCGAAAGUGAUUGAACGCGUAGUUCAUAUACUUCUAAAAGAAUACACUACCAGUGCAACUGAAUUUGUUACAGAAAUUAUAAGUGUGACAAGGAAAAUAUAACCAUAUUUACCUGGUGGCUAGCGCCCUAUACCACCCUUUAAAGACCUGUGCUCCGGGUGUGCGGAGGGAAAGUGAGCGGAGUAUGGCAGAAAGCUGAAACUGAAAGGCCUCCCAUGUAAGAGUGUGUGUUUGUGUUGUGCCAAGGGAAAACGCGACCAGCGAGGCAGUUCGACAUGCGGGAUAAAAGUUGUGCGAGUGAGCUGCGGCGCCGACCCAUCCAGGCCUGCCUCUACAUCGUCGUCCUUUUCUCAGCCUCCACAGAGUCGCUCACGCGAAAUGCAGGGCUGACCACGUGGUCCAGCAGGCGUGGAUCGAGCCUUGAUAUCGACCGGUGUGAUGGGCUUCAGCUACAGCGUCACAGCAGGUGCGAAGACGACCGUAGUGUGAAAGAAGUUUGGUCGCCGUCGCAGGAAAACCACGAGAGUCGCCCCCAAUCGUCACCAACAGAAGGAAUCACCCUGACUGUCCUAAAUCAAAGAACCGCGGCCCUCAUCUUUACAAAGGUGUUCCCGCUCGGUUACUACUGGGCGCACUAUGCUGACUUACAGUGGCACUUGGAUCGCGUGGCACCCGGACGCAUCCUCGUUCUCACGGUAGCCGUCUCUGGCACUGUGGGACUCCGCCAAGCAGCCCAUCAACUCGCUCGCCUCGGUUCCCUCUUCGCCUUGCACCUCACGCCCAUGGCACACUGGACCUGGGUCUUCGUCAAGGGCGGCCGCACCAUCUCGGAGACGGUCAUCCUUCAAGGACUAGCUCAACACCAAGCGCACCUCAUUCUGCCCCUCUCCGAUCUACCCACGCCCACUACUCCCUCCAAUCAAACGCUGCAGCAACAACGCUGGCACUACUGCCACCGUCACGCUGCCAUGGGCGGACUUUGCGAUGAGCACACUCCGGACCCGCUGCCACCGCCCUCGCCGCCUACCCUCCCGCACCAAUCCGCCCUCGCCGAUGUGCCCGUCGUCGUCACAGCCGGUGCCCGCCACCAUUAUCUCUACCACACCCUCAAUACCCUUCUCACUGCCCCAGGGGCGCAACGUAACAACGUGCUCGUCGUGCUUGGGGACGCACCACAGCCUACCACACAACUGCUACGUCUCAUCAACGUCAACUUCACCAAAGUUCCUGUUCACGGGGAAGGCAACCUCAAACUCUUCCGUUACUACCGUAGCGUCUUCCAGCUGGUGGCUCGCACCUUCCCCGACGCCCCUGCAGUCAUUUUCCUGGACGAGGACGUCGAGGUCUCCCCAGACUUCUUCUCCUUCAUGAGCCAAACUCUGUGGCUGCUCCGCGAGGACCCCACGCUCUACUGCAUCAACGGAUUCUCUGCAACAGGGUUUUUUGGCGUAGCUCAUGAUAAUAGCAGAAUUCUUCGAGCGAAAUCCCAGGUCGAAUGGGGAUACGCUCUCUCUUCGAAAUUCAUAAAAGAAGCUGUUAUGAGGUGGCCUCAAAACAACAGCGGGGAUAACAUAGUUCAUUAUGAUCACUGGCUCUACAAACACGCGAGCCAAGGACGAGAAUGCGCGUUCCCCGAGGUUAGUCGGACUCUUCACUACGGGAUCGGCGUCAACUCGAAUGCUUUUACCACGGAAAGGUACUUCCUGUCUAUGCCUAUAGUAAAGAGCUGGAACAUCAAAAUACAUAAUGUCGUAGGACUUCGGCUUCCGCAAUGGCAACAGAAUUUUAUUCAUAAUAUCAGCCAUGCCAUACCGGUAAUUGGCAACCCUUGCCAACCAUCCUUUGUGCCUUCCACUAAUACAAGCAAAAAUUACGUAUUCUAUUAUAACAUGACAAAGAAAUCUGACGGCAAACCAGAUUAUAAAAACUUUUUUUUCAUAGCUUCAUGUCUCGGUGCAUGGGCGCUUUCAGAUCAGGGUCAACAUGAUACUGUGCUGACAGUGCGCUUGUCAAUGAUGGCCACGCUGUACAUGGUCGGUGCGCCCUUCUCGCCGUACGCCCAUCUACGCCCGCCGCACGUGAUUCCGUGGGACGUCGACCUAAUUUCAGAUGAGCAAGAAGAUAUUCUUGUAAACAGAAUAAGAGAAUUAGAGCUUGGGAAGUAUCACAUCAAAAACUUAAAUAUAACUCAUAAUACUUUAAUGAAUUUAAUGUCUAUUGAAUCCUCGACGACCUGAUUUGGAGAGGUACUAGAAUUAAAUCUGCGAAAAACAUCCUUCCCGACUUUUAUUACCACCUCUCUGGAAAAGCUAACGCAUGGGUCAGGCACGCUAACUCUGAACGGCAAGUUCAAGGCCCAAAGUUUCCCUCUCUUCAGGGUCGCUACGUGGCGGAGUACGCAAACGCGUGGUGUGUGUGUGUGUGUCUUAGUGUGUGUGUGGGGGGGGGGGGGGGGGUGAGCGU